Molecule: messenger RNA, 513 nt
Organism: Prunus armeniaca (apricot)
Lineage: Eukaryota; Viridiplantae; Streptophyta; Magnoliopsida; Rosales; Rosaceae
Source: the annotation of a GenBank genome assembly
AUGGAGGAGUUGGUGAUUGUUGGGAGUUCAAAAGUGAAGACAUCUAUAUUUGAUUUGUCUAGAGAUCACUGUGCCAACGCAUAUUUCAAAGGAAUGCGUUAUGGGGAGAUGGCAAACAGUUUAGCGGAGUCAUUUAAUAAUUGGGUUGUUGAUCUGGAGCAAAGGACUUGUUCUUGCCGUCUUUGGCAAAUUGACGGUUUUCCUUGCACGCAUGCGGUGGCUGCAAUUCUAGCAAAGAAAGAUUCAGUUUAUGAUUACGUGGAUUGUUACUAUAGGACUAACUUCUUUCAAAAAGCCUAUGAGAGUCCUAUUUUUCCUAUUCUAGAUAUUGGGAAAGGCUUGGGCAGCAACGGUUCUGCAGCUGGAGUUGUGCUUUGGCCAAUUACAAAAAGGCCAGCCGGAAGACCACCAACAAAGAGGAUCAAAGCUUUUGGUGAAUUUAAAAGACCAUUGAAAUGCAGUCGAUGCAGUGUUGCUGGGCAUAAUAGGAAGACUUGCAAGGCUGUGAUAUGA